Messenger RNA from Zonotrichia albicollis (white-throated sparrow), 2806 nucleotides. The record is from RefSeq and is a predicted model, not a curated record. Lineage: Eukaryota; Metazoa; Chordata; Aves; Passeriformes; Passerellidae.
GCUUUGAGAAUAAUCAUCAGCCUUAAAUUAACAAGGAUUGAUUGUGUGCUCCUCAUCCUCCUGGUUUGGUUUGAAUCAGAAGAAGCUUUGGCUGUGGCGUCGGGGAGGCGAAGAGGUGAAUGAAGGUCCCUUCCAAGGGGGCAGCACUGGAAGAACCUUUAUGGGCUCCUAAUGAAGUGCAGGUGGACGAUUGACUGAUGAUAAUUAAGGUCAACAUGGAUUUGUGGCUCUUUCUCCUUUUGCUCGGAAGUGGCCUGAUAAGUGUAGGUGCUAACAACGUUACAACAGAGCCACCCACAACAGCGUCCACCUCCCCCAGGAGCCCCACCAAAGCUCCCACAGCAGGUCCUGAGGAUGGGACCACACCCAACACCCACAGACUCAACAUGAGCACUCCGGGGACUGUUCCUACCACAGCGCCAAAACCUCCUCCAACCACAGCUGCCAGAAUCUCCCCCAAUGCCACCACUGGCAGCCUCAACAUCUCCUCCACGCUGGGGACAACCCAGCCUGUGCCUCCAGCCCCAUCCCUGCUCCCCAGCGUGACGCCGUCGGCCCCACGCGCCACCGUCCCCAGCACGGAGGCAGAGACCACAGAGAGGAAUUUCAGCAUGCUGGUGACAACACAGGAGACCUCUUCUGCUUCCCACAAUGGUAACUCUGACAGAAGAGAUGAGACUCCCAUUAUAGCUGUGAUGGUGGCCCUGUCCUCCCUCCUAGUCAUAGUAUUUAUUAUUAUUGUUCUGUACAUGUUGAGGUUCAAGAAAUACAAGCAGGCAGGGAGCCACUCCAACUCCUUCCGUCUGUCCAACGGCCGGACAGACGACACAGAGCCCCAGAGCAUGCCCCUGCUGGCCCGCUCGCCCAGCACCAACCGCAAGUACCCCCCGCUGCCCGUGGACAAGCUGGAGGAGGAGAUCAAUCGGCGCAUGGCCGAUGACAACAAGCUCUUCAGGGAGGAGUUCAACGCUCUCCCAGCCUGUCCCAUCCAGGCCACGUGUGAAGCUGCUUCCAAGGAGGAGAACAAGGAGAAGAACAGAUAUGUGAACAUUUUACCCUAUGAUCAUUCCAGGGUUCACCUGACUCCUGUGGAAGGGGUCCCUGACUCCGACUACAUCAACGCUUCCUUCAUCAAUGGGUACCAAGAGAAAAACAAAUUCAUUGCUGCACAAGGACCAAAGGAAGAAACAGUGAACGAUUUUUGGAGGAUGAUUUGGGAGCAAAACACAGCAACAAUUGUCAUGGUGACCAACCUGAAGGAGAGGAAAGAGUGUAAAUGUGCUCAGUACUGGCCAGACCAGGGCUGCUGGACCUACGGGAACAUCCGGGUGUCCGUGGAGGACGUGACCGUGCUGGUGGAUUACACCGUGCGCAAGUUCUGCAUCCAGCAGGUGGGAGAUGUCACAAACAAGAAGCCUCAGCGCCUGGUGACCCAGUUCCACUUCACCAGCUGGCCUGACUUUGGGGUGCCCUUCACCCCCAUUGGGAUGCUGAAAUUCCUGAAGAAGGUGAAGACCUGCAAUCCCCAGUAUGCAGGAGCCAUAGUGGUGCACUGCAGUGCCGGGGUGGGCCGCACGGGCACGUUCAUCGUCAUCGACGCCAUGCUGGACAUGAUGCACACGGAGAGGAAGGUCGAUGUCUACGGCUUCGUCAGCCGCAUCCGCGCCCAGCGCUGCCAGAUGGUACAGACAGAUAUGCAGUAUGUGUUCAUAUACCAAGCACUUCUGGAGCACUAUCUGUACGGUGACACUGAGCUGGAGGUGACCUCCUUAGAGAUCCACCUCCAGAAGAUCUACAACAAAGUGCCAGGGACCAGCAGCAACGGGCUGGAGGAGGAGUUCAAGAAGCUCACUUCAAUCAAAAUCCAGAAUGACAAGAUGAGAACGGGCAACUUGCCAGCCAACAUGAAGAAGAACAGGGUGCUUCAGAUAAUUCCAUAUGAGUUCAACCGAGUAAUCAUUCCAGUGAAGAGAGGGGAGGAGAACACAGACUAUGUCAACGCUUCCUUCAUUGACGGCUAUCGCCAGAAGGAUUCCUACAUCGCCAGCCAGGGGCCGCUGCAGCACACGAUAGAGGACUUCUGGAGGAUGAUCUGGGAGUGGAAAUCCUGCUCCAUAGUGAUGCUGACAGAGCUGGAGGAGAGAGGCCAGGAGAACAAGAGCCGGCAGAUCCGACAGUUUCACUUCCAUGGCUGGCCAGAGGUUGGGAUCCCCGGGGAUGGGAAGGGGAUGAUCAACAUCAUUGCAGCGGUGCAGAAGCAGCAGCAGCAGUCUGGCAACCACCCCAUCACUGUGCACUGCAGUGCUGGAGCAGGAAGAACGGGCACCUUCUGUGCGCUGAGCACUGUCCUGGAGAGGGUGAAGGCAGAGGCCAUCCUCGAUGUCUUUCAGACAGUCAAGAGUUUAAGACUACAGAGGCCACACAUGGUGCAGACACUGGAACAGUACGAAUUCUGCUACAAGGUGGUGCAGGAAUACAUUGACGCCUUCUCAGACUACGCCAACUUCAAGUGAAGAAAAACAGGAACAAAAAAAUCCACACCCACCCUCCCUGAAACAAAUGACAGAAGAGUUGCCUUCUUUAAUAUUUUGUAAUAUUCUGUUUGUUAAUAUACCCCCCCAAACAAAACAAAAAACAAAACCUAUGUGUAUAUAUCUUAACUGUUUUAGAGGUUGGUACCAUAAGCUUCAUAUUAGCUGGAGAUUUUAUAUGUAGCAAAGUGUUAGUGCAGAUACUGUUGGCUCCUUUUUUUCCAAUGUUUUAUUGGGGAAUUAAAUAGCUUGAUGUUUGGAUUAAUAUUGUCAUA